GUCCCCCGCUCCGACAAGGCUCUUACGCCAUAUGUGACGCAAAUUAGCUUACGAGCCGGGGGUGGAGGUGUCGUCAGCACCCGCCUGCGUUUGGCAGCGUUGCAGCGAGAGGGGCAUGUAGACCCCGCCUCGUAGCGGGGUGGGAAGCAGCAGGCCCCGCCUCGGCCCCUCCUUCAGGCUCCCGCCAGCGUCGCUGCGGCUCCGGCCCGGGAGGGAGCGCCCGGAGCUCUGAAGGAUGCGGCGCCCGCGGCGGCCUGGGGGUCUCGGGGGAUCCGGUGGUCUUCGGCUGCUCCUCUGCCUCCUGCUCCUGAGCAGCCGCCCGGGGGGCUGCAGCGCCAUUAGUGCCCACGGCUGUCUAUUUGACCGCAGGCUCUGCUCUCACCUCGAAGUCUGUAUUCAGGAUGGCUUGUUUGGACAGUGCCAGGUGGGAGUGGGGCAGGCCCGGCCCCUUUUGCAAGUCACCUCCCCAGUUCUCCAACGCUUACAAAGUGUGCUCCGACAACUCAUGUCCCAAGGAUUGUCCUGGCAUGAUGACCUCACCCAGUAUGUGAUCUCCCAGGAGAUGGAACGUAUCCCCAGGCUUCGACCCCCAGAGCCCCGUCCAAGGGACAGGUCUGGCUUGGCACCCAGGAGACCUGGUCCUGCUGGAGAGCUGCUUUUACAGGACAUCCCCACUGGCUCCGCCCCUGCUGCUCAGCAUCGGCUUCCACAACCACCAGUGGGCAGAGGUGGAGCUGGGGCCAGCUCCUCUCUGUCCCCUCUGCAGGCUGAGCUGCUGCCCCCUCUCUUGGAGCAUCUGCUGCUGCCCCCACAGCCUCCCCACCCUGCCCUGAGUUAUGAACCUGCUUUGCUGCAACCCUACCUGUUCCACCAGUUUGGCUCCCGUGAUGGUUCCCGGGUCUCAGAAGGCUCCCCGGGGAUGGUCAGUGUCAGCCCCCUGCCCAAGGCUGAAGCCCCUGCCCUUUUCAGCAGAACUGCCUCCAAAGGCAUAUAUGGGGACUCCCCUGGCCACUCCUAUGGGGACCUUCCAGGGCCUUCACCUGCCCAGCUUUUUCAGGACUCCGGGCUGCUCUAUCUGGCCCAGGAGUUGCCAACACCCAGCAGGGCCAGGAUGCCAAGGCUGCCAGAGCAAGGGGGCAGCAGCCGGGCUGAGGACUCCCCAGGGGGCUAUGAGGAGGAAGGACUAGGGGGCCGCAGAGAGAAGCCUGCUUCCCCAGCAGUGCAGCCAGACACGGCUCUGCAGAGGCUGGCCGCUGUGCUGGCGGGCUACGGGGUAGAGCUGCGUCAGCUGACCCGUCAGCUGACCCCUGAGCAGCUCUCCACCCUCCUGACCCUGCUGCAGCUACUGCCCAAUGGUGCAGGAAGAAAUCCAGGAGGGGUUGUAAAUGUUGGAGCUGAUAUCAAGAAAACAAUGGAGGGGCCAGUGGAGGGCAGAGACACAGCAGAGCCUCCACCCCCCACACCCUCCAUGCCUGGAUACCCCACUGCCAGUUCCACCUCCAGUGAAGUCCAGCAGGUGCCAAGCCCUGUCUCCUCUGAGCCUCCUGAAGCUGCCAGACCCCCCGCUACACCUGUCCUGCUAGAGAAGAAAAGUCCACUGGGCCAGAGCCAGCCCACAGCAGCAGGACAGCCCUCAGCCCGGCCAGCAGCAGAGGAAUAUGGCUACAUUGUCACUGACCAGAAGCCCCUGAGCCUGGCUGCAGGAGUGAAGCUGCUGGAGAUCCUGGCUGAGCAUGUGCACAUGUCCUCAGGCAGCUUCAUCAACAUCAGUGUGGUGGGACCGGCCCUGACCUUCCGCAUCCGGCAUAAUGAGCAAAACCUGUCUUUGGCUGAUGUGACCCAACAAGCAGGGCUGGUGAAGUCUGAACUGGAAGCACAGACAGGGCUCCAAAUCUUGCAGACAGGAGUGGGACAGAGGGAGGAGGCAGCCGCAGUCCUUCCCCGGACCGCGCACGGCACCUCUCCCAUGCACUCAGUGCUGCUCACUCUGGUGGCCCUGGCAGGCGUGGCCGGGCUGCUGGUGGCUCUGGCUGUGGCUCUGUGUGUGCGGCAGCAUGCGCGGCAGCGGGACAAGGAGCGCCUGGCAGCCCUGGGGCCUGAGGGGGCCCAUGGUGACACUACCUUUGAGUACCAGGACCUGUGCCGCCAGCACAUGGCCACAAAGUCCCUGUUCACCAGGGCAGAGGGUCCACCAGAGCCUUCACGGGUGAGCAGCGUGUCCUCCCAGUUCAGCGACGUGGCCCAGGCCAGCCCCAGCUCCCACAGCAGCACCCCGUCCUGGUGCGAGGAGCCGGCCCAGGCCAACAUGGACAUCUCCACGGGACACAUGAUUCUGGCGUACAUGGAAGACCACCUGCGGAAUCGGGACCGCCUGGCCAAGGAAUGGCAGGCCCUCUGUGCCUACCAAGCAGAGCCAAACACCUGUGCCACUGCGCAGGGGGAGGGUAACGUCAAAAAGAACCGGCAUCCUGACUUCCUGCCCUAUGACCAUGCCCGCAUAAAACUGAAGGUGGAAAGCAGCCCUUCUCGGAGUGAUUACAUCAACGCCAGCCCCAUUAUUGAGCAUGACCCUCGGAUGCCAGCCUACAUAGCCACGCAGGGCCCGCUGUCCCAUACCAUCGCAGACUUCUGGCAGAUGGUGUGGGAAAGCGGCUGCACUGUCAUCGUCAUGUUGACCCCGCUGGUGGAGGAUGGUGUCAAGCAGUGUGACCGCUACUGGCCGGAUGAGGGUUCUUCCCUCUACCAUGUAUAUGAGGUCAGCAGGGCCCCACAGCAAGGGGACAGUGAGUGUGGGGAUAGUAGAUGA
This is a messenger RNA of Saimiri boliviensis boliviensis (Bolivian squirrel monkey), 2806 nucleotides long. The record is from RefSeq and is a predicted model, not a curated record. NCBI's taxonomy places the organism in Eukaryota, Metazoa, Chordata, Mammalia, Primates, Cebidae.